AUGUUUCGGACUCUGUCGCGGUCGGUUUCUAUUGCCACUCCCCGCCUCGCCCGUGGCUAUGCUGAGGCCUCUGCGUCUAACGUGUUGAAGCUGUCGUUCGCUCUGCCCGACAACGCUCUGUACAAGGUCGCCGAAGUCACCCAGGUCAACCUUCCCACCACCGCCGGCAACAUCGGUGUUUUGGCCAACCACGUCCCCACCAUUGAGGAGCUUACCCCCGGUGUUAUUGAGGUUAUCCAGGGCAGCGAGACCAAGCAGUUCUUUGUCCCCGGCGGCUUUGCUUCUGUGUCUCCCAACUCUGAGCUCAACAUCAACGCUAUCGAUGCCUACCCGCUUGAGGACUUUUCUGCCUCCGAGGCCAAGAACCUGCUUUCCGAGGCCCAGAAGAACGCUAGCUCUUCCGACGAGGCCGUUGCUGCCCAGGCCAAGAUCGAGGUCGACGUCCUCGAGGCCCUGGUCGCGGUUGCCAAAUAG
Molecule: messenger RNA, 474 nt
Organism: Wickerhamiella sorbophila
Lineage: Eukaryota; Fungi; Ascomycota; Dipodascomycetes; Dipodascales; Trichomonascaceae
Product: ATP synthase subunit delta, mitochondrial
Exons: 1
Coding region: 1-474 (157 amino acids)
Biological process (GO): proton motive force-driven ATP synthesis
Molecular function (GO): proton-transporting ATP synthase activity, rotational mechanism
Source: RefSeq, a predicted model, not a curated record